Molecule: messenger RNA, 1430 nt
Organism: Camelus dromedarius (Arabian camel)
Lineage: Eukaryota; Metazoa; Chordata; Mammalia; Artiodactyla; Camelidae
Product: rab GDP dissociation inhibitor beta-like
Exons: 1
Biological process (GO): protein transport; vesicle-mediated transport; small GTPase-mediated signal transduction
Cellular component (GO): cytoplasm
Molecular function (GO): Rab GDP-dissociation inhibitor activity
Source: RefSeq, a predicted model, not a curated record
GCGCCUGGCCCUGCCAUGAAUGAGGAGUAUGACGUGAUUGUGCUAGGCACCGGCCUGACGGAGUGUAUCCUGUCGGGGAUAAUGUCUGUGAAUGGAAAGAAAGUUCUUCACAUGGAUAGAAACCUGUAUUAUGGAGGAGAAAGUGCAUCUAUAACGCUGCUGGAAGAUUUAUACAAAAGAUUUAAAAUAACUGGAGCACCACCAGCAUCAAUGGGGAGAGGAAGAGACUGGAAUGUCGACUUGAUUCCCAAGUUCCUUAUGGCUAAUGGUCAGCUGGGUAAGAUGCCGCUUUUUACAGAGGUCACUCGCUAUCUGGAUUUCAAAGUGACUGAAGGGAGUUUUGUCUAUAAGGGAGGAAAAAUCUACAAGGUUCUUUCCACUGAAGCAGAAGCCCUGGCAUCUAGCUUAAUGGGGCUGUUUGAAAAACGUCGCUUCAGAAAAUUCUUGGUGUUUGUUGCCAGCUUCGAUGAGAAAGACCCCAGAACUUUGGAGGGCAUCGACCCUGGGAAGACAGCGAUGUGAAAGGUGUACAAGAAGUUCAACCUGGGCCAGGAUGUCAUGGACUUCACCGGGCACGCGCUGGCGCUCUACAGGACUGAUGACUAUUUAGAUCAGCCAUGUGUUGAAACCAUUAACAGGAUUAAACUUUAUAGUGAGUCUCUGGCAAGAUAUGGCAAAAACCCCUACCUUUAUCCCCUCUAUGGCCUUGGAGAACUGCCACAAGGAUUCGCAAGGCUGAGUGCUAUUUAUGGGGGCACCUACAUAGUGAAUAAACCGAUCGAAGAAAUCAUUGUGCAGAAUGGAAAAGUGGUUGGUGUAAAAUCUGAAGGAGAGAUCGCUCGCUGUAAACAGCUCAUCUGUGACCCCAGCUACAUGAAAGACCGAGUAGAGAAAGUGGGCCAGGUGAUCAGAGUGAUCUGCAUCGUCAGCCACCCCAUCAAGAACACUAGCGAUGCCAGCUCCUGCCAGAUCAUUAUCCCGCAGAACCAGGUCAACUGCAAGUCAGACAUCUAUGUCUGCAUGAUCUCCUCCGCACACAACGUGGCCGUGCAGGGCAAGUACAUCGCCAUCGUCAGCACAACCGUGGAGACCAAGGAGCCCAAAAAGGAAAUCAGACCAGCUCUGGAGCUCUUGGAGCUGCUCAAGCAGAAACUCGUUAGCAUCAGUGACCUCUUUGUACCAAAAGAUCUAGGGACAGAAAGUCAGAUCUUUAUAUCCCGCACGUACGAUGCGACCACUCACUUUGAGACAGCGUGUGAUGACAUCAAGGACAUCUACAAGAGGAUGACAGGGUCCGAGUUUGACUUUGAGGAAAUGAAGCGCAAGAAAAACGACAUCUAUGGGGAAGACUAGCAGCAACGCAGCUGCCGCCUUCAGGACAGACGUAAACUUUGGCAGAUGACGCAUAUUGUAUGAAAUCAGUGUUGUAA